UGCUGUUCGAAUCAUCUUGGAUUGUUAAUGUUGCGUGUAGACUCGGAGAACAUUCUCAUCUCAUCUCUUGCCAGCUGGUAUCUUUGAAAUAUCGGUUUUCUUUCGAAGAUUACAAUUUCUUCAUUCGUGAAGGAGGAAUAACUAACCAGCAUGCCACCCAAGAGGUUUCAGACAACGGCCGCUAUGGCUUGUGUCAAGAUUCUGUUGACAAUUUUCAUCGUCGUAUUUUGGGUUGUUGGUAUAGCUCUUCUUGCUCUUGGUAUAUGGGGAGUGAUAGAACUAAAGAACUAUUUAGCCCUCUCGGAACAGGACUACUCCAGCGUUCCGUACGUCUUAAUUGGGACAGGAAGCUUCAUGGUUGCUACAGGACUCAUCGGGUGUUACGCAAUCGUCAAAAACAUCACAUGGUUUCUACAUCUAUACACUGUUAUGGUCUUUGUGGUCUUCAUUGCUCUAUUUGCCUGUGGAAUUGCUGGGUUUAUAUUUGAAAAAGGACUUACAUCAAGCUUCAAAAGUGGUCUUGCAACACAUAUUGAGGAAUAUGGAGCAACGGAUACAGAUGGACUUGACAAAUAUGUUGAUAAUCUUCAAGAAACUCUAUUCUGCUGCGGGGGUACAAACUACUCAGACUGGCUGGCAGGUACCACAUGGUCAGAGACCCAUACAGACACUGUACCCGUUAGCUGCUGCAACAUGACAGUAGAUGCUCAAGUCUGUGAAGAUGCCAAGCCAAAGGACGGUGUCCAGAUAUCGGGCAACAAUGGAACGCUAUAUAUAUUUGACGAGGGCUGUUCAGCUAAGGUGACAUCAUUCCUGAGCAGUAAAAUGGGCAUCAUUGCUGGCAGUGCUCUUGCAUUUGGAGCUUUCCAGUUAAUUGGAAUUGUGCUAUCCUGCUGCCUUGCCAAAAUGAUUAAUGCCAAUAAAUACGAGAUGAUGUGAGGAGGUCUACUUAAAUGAUGCACCAUCAUGUCACAUUACAAGUUGGAGGCCAAUCACAGCGAUCUCUUCACUAUCAUCUUCACAUCUCCCUACAUAUUAUGUUCAUGCCAAAAUUAUGUUUGCCCAGAUUUUGAUUUCCCAAAUGAAUCAAAU
Lytechinus variegatus (green sea urchin) is the source of this 1092-nucleotide messenger RNA. Its product is annotated as tetraspanin-6-like. Lineage: Eukaryota; Metazoa; Echinodermata; Echinoidea; Temnopleuroida; Toxopneustidae. Gene Ontology annotation, cellular component: membrane. The record is from RefSeq and is a predicted model, not a curated record. Bases 151 to 939 code for a protein of 262 amino acids. The transcript is spliced from 7 exons.